This is a messenger RNA of Cydia fagiglandana, 596 nucleotides long. RefSeq lists its product as uncharacterized. The record is from RefSeq and is a predicted model, not a curated record. Bases 153 to 596 code for a protein of 147 amino acids. NCBI's taxonomy places the organism in Eukaryota, Metazoa, Arthropoda, Insecta, Lepidoptera, Tortricidae. The transcript is spliced from 4 exons.
AAUUUUAUUUAUUUACAAAUUUGCUCAAAUAGUAAAUAAGAUACUUCGUACCUCUAAUAGUCCAUUUUUUAAAUGUAGUUUUGCUUGAGUUAAUAAAUCCGGCAUCAACCUUUGGGUUGCCGCUCAAACAAAACAUUUCUGUUGGUCAAAUCAUGGCCCGAACUAAAAUAACACGGCGCACUUACAAUUUGAAACAGCAGCAAACAGAAAAUAUCUCGAGAACAGCAGAGAGCUCGCUGCCAGAGGAGCCACCGCAAGAGUUAUCAACCAGUGAACCACAAGAAUGCCCCCUGAUCCAGGCUAAAACACCAGAGGUGCCACCAGCACCGGCUGCCCCAACUGAAACAUUGCCAACAACAGAAGCACUGGAGCCGGAGAAGGAGACUCUUUCCAAAUUUAAUACAUCAACUAUCGAGUGCCAGGAAGAUACUUCUACUAUAAACGUGCAAGAGAGUGUUGCAGUUGUUGAAGCGUCCGCUGCAAUAACUAGCAAACUACAAGAAAAUACUGUGGACAUGAAUGACGACAGCUUAGAAUUGGAAGGCACUGGUAACAACUUGGUGGUAACUAGUGGGAAAAACCCCGAAAUGUCUUGA